Messenger RNA from Chelmon rostratus (copperband butterflyfish), 3390 nucleotides. RefSeq names its product Bardet-Biedl syndrome 10 (gene bbs10). Gene Ontology annotation, biological process: chaperone-mediated protein complex assembly. The record is from RefSeq and is a predicted model, not a curated record. NCBI's taxonomy places the organism in Eukaryota, Metazoa, Chordata, Actinopteri, Chaetodontiformes, Chaetodontidae. The transcript is spliced from 4 exons. The coding region runs from base 14 to 2011 and encodes 665 amino acids. Gene Ontology annotation, molecular function: ATP-dependent protein folding chaperone; ATP binding.
UCCCGUUAGCCUGAUGGGUGCAAGGAUGCUGCCAAUGGAACAUCUUCACCUCGAGCAUGUUCUGCAGACUGUAUGUGUAUUAGAGUCAGUCAUCCUCCGCAGUUUUGGUCCUGAAGGAGGACAGGUGCUCCUCACCCGAGACACAGGACAAGCAAUGCUGAGCCGUAGUGGGACACGCAUUCUCACAGCACUACGACUGGAGCAUCCCUUGGCCAGGAUGGUGGUGGAGUGUGUCUUGAAACACAGCACUGUAACAGGCGAUGGAUCCAAGACCUUUAUCGUACUCUUGGCGUCUUUACUACGGAUGAUUCAUACAACGGCCUGCAAGGAGGCUAGUGUGUCUCACACCUAUAACUCCAGGGAAGCAGCAGAGGCUGCCACAGCCGCCCACUUAGCUGGCGAACUGCUGGCAUUUGGGUUGCAGGAGUUAGUUGAUCUCAUUGCCACGGGAGUGGUCCCGUACGGAUGCUAUCUGUCGUGGGAAGACUUUGCUGCAAAAACACAAUUGCCAGCUCACACAAACAAUCACUGUGUUCAAAAGCUGCUGGCAUCAUUUUUUCAUUCGCGUCUUGGUCGCACCCAGUGUGACUUUAUUAGCAACCUCACCUGUGAACUGCUCACACAUUGGAAAUAUAAGAAUGAUCAACCUACCUUAUCACUUCAGUUUAUAAAUGACAACUGGCCUGCAUUGCAUACACCUGUGUUAGGCUUCCCUAUUACUUGUUCACGUUUGAUUGAGGGGCAGGUCAUUCACAGGGACUUUGCUACGGCCUGCCCUCAGACUGACCACCAGCCAGUUAGAGCUGUAGUUUUCACUGAGUACCUACAGCCAAAAUUGCUCAGUGCAGGAGAAGUGCUGGAGCUGGGAUGCAGAGAGCCAGGGACUGAGGAGAAUUCAAGGCAGGAGGGGAGCAUUGUGCAGUUUAACGCCUGGGCAGAAAGGUCACUAGAGUGUGUCAUUGCAAACCUGCAGAGUUUGGGGGUCUCUGUGCUUCUGUCUGCAGUCAAACAGUCUGCAGCUGUCCUAGCCUUGGCUGCACAGGCAGACAUGUGCAUUGUGGAUUGUAUCAGUGAAGAUGAAUUGUCUCUCUUCGCCCAGCUAAGCGGGGCCAGACCUGUUGUAAACUGUUGGAUGAUUGAACCAGAUCACAUUGCUAGACUGACCUUUUGCCGACCAAUACUUCUGGGAGCCCAUAGGUAUGUCCAUGUGGCUUUUCAAUAUUCAGAGGAAAGGCUCAUGGUCAAACCCUGUAGUCUGGUCAUCUGUGGUCCAGGGGAAGGGCAAACUGACCAGUAUGCACGUGCGUUUGGAGAUGCCAUUCGCAUGCUACUUUCAACCUGGGAGCCCAUGGGUAUGACUGCAGCUACCAAAUCAAAGAGGCGCUUGCAGCCAAACAAAGGCUCAUCUCUACAUAUGGAAAAUCAGCUUUCCAGUGCGCCUCCCAUCAAGCAGUGUUUGUUGGAACCAGGCUGCGUUAUACCUGCAGGCGGGACAUUUGAGUUUCUCUUAAACCAUGCCCUCCUACAACACAGCCGCAGUUGCUCAGUCCCUGAUGAGACAAACAUGGGUAUCCCUGCUGUUUCCCAGAUAUUGGCAAACGCGCUGCUGAGCGUGCCCCGCCAGAUUUACUCCCACAGUCCGCGACGUUUCCUGCAGACUCAAACCAGGCUCAUAAGUUUUACUGAAAAUCCCUCCCACCCUUUCAGCCUUGUAUACAAAAACAACAUAAUCUUCAUACAGGGUCAGGGUAACAGUGAAUAUCCUCUAGAGGAGGGUAAACAAAGCAUGCAUUGUUGUAGAGAAGCUGACUUGUCAUCAGAAGUUUUUAUGUUAGACUCGGGCCUUGAAUCCGUCUCAUGUAAAUACCAGCUGCUUCUAGCCGUUCUGCAGUGUGUCUCUAGUCUUCUCCAGGUGGACACCGUGCUGCGCACACACACUGCCUUACACACACAGUCACGCAGACUUGCAAACAUUUCCUGGGAGGGCACAGAGGAUGAAACUGAUUACUGAGAUUGUAUUGUGUCCCAAGAUGAAAUCCAUUAACAUAUUUUCUCUAAGUACUUAUAAGUAUAGUGUAGUAGUACACUAUAUAUAAACACAUAUAUGCACUUUUUAUUCUUGCCUCACUACAAUCUAUUUAUUAUAAAGCAAGCUUGUGCUUCCACUGAUAAUAAUAAUACAUUACAUUUUAUGGCAGUACUGCUUUGUGUAGUUGGAGGCCAAUAAAAUGUUGUGGUGGCUCUGUACCAUCCUGUCCUGAAUCAGGGGUAGAUUUAGCAAUAACAGUGACAAAAAAAAAAAAAUGAAAAUUCAAAUGAUUUAUUGUUAAUCUCUGUAUAGGACAAAAUGUGCAGUCGUUAUCAGAUAGUUUUGUCUUUAUCUGUUAUGUGCUAAUGUGAAGUAGUGUGGUAGUGUGAGAGUGUAAAUGUUGAUGUUGGCCUCUUUCCUCUUGAGUUCUCAUCAUGGUUCCUAUUUUUUCAGGAUUUCUCUCCCUUAUCUCAGUUUUCCUGCCCUCUUCCCUUGGCCAGUACACAUUUUGUUACGUAAAAGGCAUACACACAGAAGAACAUGGAGACCUCAUCUCACAAGUACACACGCUGCUUUUUAUAAUCAGUGUUAUCUCCAUAUUGGGAGUGGGGUGAGAGGGCAACACCCGGCUGUCAACGAGCAAAUCAGAGUCUACUUCCCUGUGCUGUUAUCAGGGGAACACUAACCCUAUUCUCACCUCUUUAUGGGGAAAUUGUGAGUCAUUAGAAAUUAACUAGACUCACUAUCAUACAUAAAUGUGUACUGUUUACUGUAAUCAGUGUGUGUCCCUAGUUGCCCUGAAUUUUCCGUGAAUUAAUUAAGAUGUGAUAACUCGGAGACAAAGACAUUUCUUGUCGUCGUUUGUGUUUUGGAUCAAACUCUACAUGAGUCACACUUGAUGGUCGCAAAUAUCAAAGAGGGCAGGGAAGCAGGGGGGAGAGUAUGCAGAAUGUUAUUUUUCCACUGAGCAUGAGGAAAGAACCACAAUGUUGUUUUCAGGCUCUUCAGGGCACCCACGCCUUCUUAACCAUUUCAUGCCCCCUGUAUCAUACCCAGCUAAAUGUAACAAGCCAAGCACUGUCAGUGUGAUAGUGUGUCAAUUCAACAGUCUGUAUUUUGUUGUACAGUUACUGAACUUUACUCAGUGACCUGCAGAGAAUUGGCCAAAUGAAAACUCCCAGUUCAUUUGACUCGUGCACUGUGUACAUGAGUGAUUACCAUAAUAUAUUACCCUAAGAAUCAUCUCUGUUAGUUUGGUUUAUUUGGCUUUCAUUAGUUUUUAUCUCUGUAAAACAUGGUGCUUAUGGUAUAAAUCAACCCAAUCUCUGUAAAAUGAGAAGGACAUUAUAAAAUACAUCAUU